This is a messenger RNA of Jaculus jaculus (lesser Egyptian jerboa), 1091 nucleotides long. RefSeq names its product trans-golgi network vesicle protein 23 homolog A (gene Tvp23a). Gene Ontology annotation, biological process: protein secretion; vesicle-mediated transport. The transcript has 8 exons. The record is from RefSeq and is a predicted model, not a curated record. Gene Ontology annotation, cellular component: Golgi membrane. Lineage: Eukaryota; Metazoa; Chordata; Mammalia; Rodentia; Dipodidae. Bases 153 to 794 code for a protein of 213 amino acids.
CCCCGCCUCCACUGGCCACCAGCGCGCAGCAAAGCCCCAGGCGCAGCGCCCCAGCAUCCCCAAAGCCCCUCGUCUGCGAGGCAUCGGAGACGUUGGGUGGCGAUUGGCGAGUCUGGAGUCUGCAUCUUGGGCUCGGGGCGGCUCCCGGGAGGAUGAAGCAGGCCCUGGUGGAUGAUACCGAGGAUGUGUCGCUGGACUUCUGCAACGAAGAGGAGCUGGCCUUUAGCAAGGCCAAGAUCAGGCAUCCUCUGGCCACCUUCUUCCACCUGUUCUUCCGAGUAAGUGCCAUCGUCGUCUACGUGUGCUGUGACUGGUUCAGCAGGAGCUUCGUGGGCUGCUUUAUUACCGUGCUUCUCCUGCUGGCCUUCGACUUCUGGUCGGUGAAGAAUGUGACCGGGAGACUCAUGGUGGGGCUCCGAUGGUGGAACCAGAUAGAUGAGGAUGGGAAAAGCCACUGGAUCUUUGAAGCCAGAAAGGUCUCGGAGAGCCCCACGGCCGCCACGGAGGCAGAGGCGCGCAUCUUCUGGCUUGGCCUCGUUGUCUGCCCCGGGAUAUGGACCGCGUUCUUCUUCAGCACCCUGUUCUCCCUGAAGCUCAAGUGGCUGGCUCUUGUGAUUGCCGGGAUUUCCCUGCAAGCUGCGAACCUCUAUGGCUACAUCCUCUGUAAGAUGGGAGGCGAGAGUGACAUCAGCAAGGUCGCGGCCAGCUUUCUGUCCCAGACAGUGUUCCAGACGGCCUCAACAGAUGACCCUCAGAAGCCUGGGCUCGAUGUGCUGGAGCUCCGCCAGCAUUAGGUGGGGGCUGCUUGAAAGAGAUCCACGGCGAAACCACACUCGUCCCUCUGUCCCUGCCUAGGCUGACUUACUACCAGAGGCAGAGACGGCUCAGACCCGAGGCCCGCGAUCCAGCAUGGGUCAGCAGUGUGGCUCCCGCCCUCCCACCCUUGGACCCCGCCCAGGAAGCAAGUCUCCUCGAGGGACAGGUGUAGGGAGAUGUUUAGUUUAGAAUGGCACAUGUGUGAAGAAUGGCCUGUACCUACAGAACAGAAAAAGUGGACAGAUUAAAGUGUCUCUGAGGUGACUUCAAACCAA